Messenger RNA from Scylla paramamosain (green mud crab), 1541 nucleotides. RefSeq names its product elongin-C (gene EloC). The record is from RefSeq and is a predicted model, not a curated record. Gene Ontology annotation, cellular component: elongin complex. Lineage: Eukaryota; Metazoa; Arthropoda; Malacostraca; Decapoda; Portunidae. Bases 1 to 351 code for a protein of 116 amino acids. The transcript is spliced from 2 exons. Gene Ontology annotation, biological process: ubiquitin-dependent protein catabolic process. Gene Ontology annotation, molecular function: protein-macromolecule adaptor activity.
AUGGGGGAUGAUGGCAAGGAUGAGGAGCGUGUGUACGGCGGCUGUGAGGGCCCGGAUGCCAUGUACGUCAAGCUGAUCUCCUCGGACGGACAUGAAUUCAUCGUGAAGAGAGACCAUGCACUCACCUCGGGCACCAUCAAGGCCAUGCUCUCUGGUCCUGGACAGUUUGCUGAGAACGAGACGAACGAGGUCAACUUUAGAGAGAUCCCGUCACAUGUGCUUCAGAAGGUGUGCAUGUACUUCACUUACAAAGUGCGCUACACCAACAGCUCCACAGAGAUCCCCGAGUUUCCCAUUGCUCCGGAGAUCGCCUUGGAGCUCCUCAUGGCCGCCAACUUCCUGGACUGCUAAAGGAAACCCGACAUACAGUAGAGGACAGACAGAAGAGGUCACACCACCUGCCCUCCACUUUCCUCAAAGCUAAAAAGAAGGAAGAAACAACUCAGAUAAUUUUGAUUAGGGAGGGGAACAUAACUUUAUAUGCAUCCAGGUUCAUACUUUUUCUUUCUCCCUUUCCCUUCUUUUCUCUUUGGUGUUUGCCUCAUGCACCAUGAUGAAAGGUUUACUUCCCGCCCUAGAGGAAGGAGGAGGAGGCUGUGGAGCGUUUUGAUACCCUAGUACGUGUUGCCACAUUCGUCAAUUCCUUAUAUUACCAAGCUGCUCUGUUCAUGCAGUUGAAAUUUUCUUGUUGAUGGUUUGAAGAUUUUUUUGAGAACUCUGUUUUCUUUUAUUUUUCCUUCCUAGCAUAACAAAUCGUCUCCUCUUAGUUGAAUAAGAUAGCUUUAAAUAUUUAUUUCCCCAUAAGGCUCUGGAGCACGGCAGCUGAUCAGUGAUAGUUUGUCUGUCACAGUAUAAAGAAAGAUUAAAAGAUCAAUUUUUGUAAGGUGAACCAUAAGCAAGCUACUAUUAGACAGCAAUUAUUAAUGUAAGAGCAAAAUGGUGCUGCAGUUUACAUUAAUUUACUGCAAUUCUUUGUAUGGUAUAGUAGGUUAGUCCCAGAGCCUCUGUAGUACUGCUAAUCAUAGCAUGUGCACAGGUUUUCACUCAGAAACGAACAAGACCAAGUGUUUUACUAAACCUGAAAGACGUCAAACCAAAAAUAAGAUGCAUUGCGUGACAAACCGCUAAGCAAGGAAGAGAGGUUUGUUAGAUAUGUUUGUCAUCCUUUGUGAGGAAUGAUUUCAUUGUUACAAAUGUGAAAUUGCUGUAAUGAUAUCUUACACUGUACAUAAAAUAUAUAACUAGAUCCAUUAAUUAUGCCAAAUAAGUUGUCAGAUUUUCAAGGUUCAGGUGUUUUUUGUUUUCCCUUCUUUUUUACAAUUCACGGAAGGCAGCGAGGGUCUCCUCGUGAUGCCUUCUCAACAUUCGCCUCGCCCGGAAUGACGGUUUCCAAGGGCAGGCCUCACUGUGUCUUAGUGCUCACAACACUCACACCGGAACUACUAAUAAAAGUGCUUUCUAUUGGGCUUUGUAUGUUUUGUUUCGUACAAUUUGUGCAAAAGCCUCAUGUGUCAUUGUUCUGAAUAAAUUAUUGGUAAUCA